AUGUGGGAGCGGGAGCUCAACGAAAACACGUCUUCAGUCGGCCAUGAUCACCUUAUUAUUUCCUCCUUCAUGGUGUUUGCCAUCGGGAUCAUCAGCAUGGUGUUCUGUGGUCACCUGGGGAAGACAGAGCUAGCUGGAGUUUCUCUAGCCAUCGCAAUCAUCAAUGUUACUGGUAUCUCCAUCGGAACCGGUUUGACCAUAACAUGUGACACACUCAUAUCUCAGACGUAUGGGAGUGGUAACCUGAAGCGAGUGGGUGUGAUUCUCCAGAGGGGGGUCCUGAUCCUGCUGCUGGCCUGUUUCCCCUGCUGGGCCGUCCUCAUCAACACUGAACCUCUCCUGCUGGUCUUCAGACAGAACCCCGAGGUGGCCAGUUACUCCCAGCUGUACGUGAAGAUCUUCAUGCCGGCUCUCCCGGCUUCUUUUAUGUACCAGCUGCUGUCAAAGUGUCUUCAAAACCAGAGAAUCAUCUGGCCUCAGAUUAUAACCGGAGGCAUCGCAAACAUCCUGAAUAUCGUCAUCAACUACGUCUUCUUCCACCUGGAGCUGGGCGUGGCUGGAUCUGCUGCAGCCAACGCCAUCUCUCAGUAUUUACUGGCUGCUCUGCUUUAUGUUUACAUCAUCUGGAGGGAACUGUUCAAGUCUACAUGGGCAGGUUGGUCCAUGGACUGUCUCCAGGAGUGGGGGCCCUUCAUCAAACUGGCCAUCCCCAGUAUGCUCAUGCUGUGUCUGGAGUGGUGGCUGUUCGAGGUGGGAGGUUUCCUGGCUGGGAUGGUCAGUGAGACGGAGCUGGGGGCCCAGGCCAUCAUCUACCAGCUCACUGUCAUCGCUUAUAUGUUCCCGUUGGGUUUCUCCGUGGCUGCCAGUGUUCAGGUGGGAACAGCUCUGGGUGCAGGACACGCUGAACAAGCCAGGAAGAUCUGCAAGAUUCCUGUUAUCGUUGCAGUCAUAAUUGCUUUAAUUGUUGGAAUAACUUUCACCGUCUCUAAAAGUGUCAUCGGAUACAUUUUCACCACAGAGCGGGAUGUUUUAGACCGAGUUAGUGACGUCAUGGUUGUUUUCGUCUUCAUGCAUGUUGCUGAUGCCACCGCGGGUGUGACUGGAGGCGUCCUCAGAGGAGCAGGGAAACAGUUUGUUGGAGCCAUGUGUAACCUGGUGGGACAUUAUUUCAUCGGUUUCCCCAUCGGAGUGUCCCUGAUGUUUGCAGCAGACAUGGGCAUCGUAGGACUGUGGACAGGUCUGACUCUCUGUGUGGUGAUGCAGGCCAUGUUCUUCGUCAUUUAUCUGUGGAGGCUUGAUUGGGACAAAGCUGCUCAAGAGGCUCGUGAGAGAGCAGGGAUCAAGGACAAAGAAGAGAAAGAGAUGGUCAAGAUGGAAAAUAUAGACUCUAAGCAGCCUCAGGUCUGUACUGUUGCCUCUCGGGUUGAGAGCGGCGAGGAGGAACCGGAGCAGAAUAAAACCACGACCACGGUGGUGGGAGACGUCCUGACGCUGAGACAGCUGGCGGUACGACGAGGACUCACCGUCAUCAUCAUGUUCUUCAUCCUCGCUGCUGGGAUCCUCUGCAGCCACUUCCUGCUCACAGUUCUGAGAUGA
Molecule: messenger RNA, 1596 nt
Organism: Centropristis striata (black sea bass)
Lineage: Eukaryota; Metazoa; Chordata; Actinopteri; Perciformes; Serranidae
Product: multidrug and toxin extrusion protein 1-like
Exons: 16
Coding region: 1-1596 (531 amino acids)
Biological process (GO): xenobiotic detoxification by transmembrane export across the plasma membrane
Cellular component (GO): membrane
Molecular function (GO): antiporter activity; xenobiotic transmembrane transporter activity
Source: RefSeq, a predicted model, not a curated record